GGCAAUUUGAGGAACAUAAUUUAAAUUUCAAAAAUGUGUACCUGAGAUAGAGAAAAACCGAGAGGAAGUGAUACGAAGAAGACGAGAGGAGAAUUAGGUACCGGAUUCCAGAUUUUAGGAAUUGUCGAUAGCUGGUGGGGCAGGUAUUCGAGGCGGCCCGGGCAUGGACUCCCAACAGCAGCAGUACUGCCUGAAAUGGAACAGCUUCGGCUCCAACCUGGCGACGUCCUUCGCGAACCUCUGGAACUCUGAGAGCCUAGCAGACGUAACGCUGUACUGCGAAGGUCGCCAGUUCAAAGCUCACAAGGUGAUCUUGGCAGCGUGUAGUAAACACUUCCAAGAGUUAUUCGACACCGCGCCGCCGAGCCAUGCAGGCGCCUGCUACGUCAUCCUCGAAGCCACCACCGCGGACAACAUGCAGGCGCUACUGGAGUUCAUGUACAAGGGAGAGGUCCACGUCAGUCAGGACGCGCUGUCCAGUUUCCUCAAAAGUGGGGAGAAUCUGCAGGUCAAAGGGCUGUCGAUGGAGAUGUCCCCUGACGCGUGGGUGAAGCAACAAACCACACCGUCUUCGGGAGACCGUCAGACGCGCAUCAAGACUAGUCCGGUAUCAGGGUCUGGGAAUUGUGAAGUUCAGGAAUCAGCACCUCCCCAGUCACACACGGCGACGUUCGCACCGAUCAUGUCACAAUACGGAAUGCCAAUCCACACGAGUGGCGGGAACAUUGGACGAUACGCGCCGCCGGCGCAUCUGCCGAUAAACUCAUCACACCGGCGCCCCGCCCCGCCCAAGCCAUCUCCCUCGCAGAGCCCCCACGCUAGGAAUUACAGACAAAGCUCGUCGUCGUCCCACUGCGGCAGCGUGGCGGACGAGCCGGACACGCGGUCGUCGCCGGGCGCCGGGCCUCGCUACGAGGACAACCCGCCCGACUGCACGUCCACCCUCGGCAACCCCGUCAAGAACAACGGCUACGAACGCAGCGCUUCAGCUAACGAUGAGAUGGUUGAGCGCUUGUCCAGUGAACAAGGAGCAGAAGAUCUCCGGAUAAAGAUCGAGAACGACUACCAGGCGCACAGCUACAGCAACUCGCCGCCGCCGCCCGCGCCCACCAGCAACUACCACGACAAGCCCGUCACCACCUCCCCGCACCCGCCCAAGCCCAGCCCCGACCUGUGGCCCGCCAAGAUCAUCACCAGCAAGUCUGGCGGCAUAGCCACGCCCGAUGGUAAAAAGCUAAAGUGUCCGUACUGCGAGCGACUGUACGGCUACGAGACGAACCUGCGCGCGCACAUCCGACAGCGCCACCAGGGCAUCCGCGUGCCGUGCCCGCACUGCUCGCGCACGUUCACGCGCAACAACACCGUGCGCCGCCACAUCGCGCGCGAGCACCGCCAUCAUCUCGCGCCGCAUCAGGGCCCGCUCUCCAACCACACGCAGUAAGCUGGAUCUCUCCCUCUCUCUCGCACACGUGACGACACACGACGAUGGCCUGGCUAGCGCAGCGGGGUGAUCUCGACUGAUCGAAAGAAUCCCAUUCAAAUUUCACUACUAACAUACAUUUAUUUUAAAUGGAAUUUUUUUUUUAACCGGUUUAAAUUACUCGUAGUUACCGCGCAACUAUGAUUGCCCCGCUGUACCUUUAAAUUUGCACUAGACUUGUGUCAGUCAGGGUUUUUGUGUAACCGAUGGAGGACAUAGUUCCUUAGUUUAAACCACUCAUAGAUCUCUCUGUAUUCGAGUGAAAGUGUAUGAAAGAUAAUUAUGUGUAAAAAUCAAGGUCGAACUAAGGAACUUUGUGUUCUUCAAAGCGAAAACCUAUCCUUAAUCUUAUUGCCUUAUUUUUGCUCACAGAAUUUCCUAAUAAUUCUAUAAUAUGUCAGUCGAAAUUACCAAUUUUGUCUUACAUUUUGCUGUAUUUCGAAAUUACUUUUGUUUUAAUUUAGAAUUACUUCUUACAUUUCGAUAACAAGUCUUGUGUAAAAUUUACUACAUAAUCUAGCAAUUUGUCUAGUCUGUGUAUAAUUAAUAUGUCUGUGUCUCAACCGUACUACCUCUGCUCUUUUCGGUCGGCACUGGCGGUUGUUAUUCCAGUUUCAAAAGGAGAUUUUAUUUAUUUCUGGCCAAAUUCGACGGAAAUAAAAUAUAAUAUUUUGUUCUUAGAAUAAAUAAAGUUUUUAAAAGAAAAAGUAACAAUCGGGUAUAUAAUCAUAAGUACCUAUCUACAUCAAGAAAUAUGUUUUAAAAAAAAUGCGUUAUAAUUUCAGUUUUCAGCCAUUAUUCAUCUAAAUUAAAAAUAAAUUUGAUGCGACUAUUUUGAAAUUAUUUUUUAAUUUUGUUUGCGCCGAAUCAAGUUUUUGGAAUGUACCUCUAACCUGCCAGUAUUUCGGUUGAUUUCGGCCGCCAUUGCCGAACCCUUGUAACAUGCGUACAAUAAAUUACCUCGUUGAUAUAUUAUUGUAAUCAGUAAUCUACCUCAGAAAUUGAUCUUAAGAUUUUUUUAAGGUUUUCAAAUUGUGCGAUAAUUGUUACUUAAUUUAAAUAUUCAAGUGUGACUUCGAAUGGUUGCUCAUUACUCGUUCUGUCUGGUACCUUGUUUGAAAAAUAUUGUACCUGUUGCACCCUCGUCGUAUCUUUUUUUUUUUGCUAACUUUAGUAAUUAUAUGUCCAGUUGACUGUGAGAUAAAGUUACCUUAUAUACGUUUGAGCUCUCGGUCGGGUUGAAAAAGCUUAUUUAUACUUACCAGAGCUAGGGAAUUUUAGAGAUGAUGUUGAGACUGACGGUCAUAGGCUAAGAGUAUGUAAAUAAUAGGAGAAUGUUGUAUAUCGCCUUGGCCUAGGUUGAGACUCUGAAUUGCAUUGUGGCAAACUACCUCAUACUAUUUUUUUUUAAUUAUUAUUAUAUUACAUAUUUUCUACUACAAUAGACUAUAUACCAGUUUAAGUUGCAUAAUCAAACACAUCUGUGAUAGGUCCGGCUACAUUAGUAUUGCCACAGUUGCCGGUAAGGGCUAGCGCACGGUGGUCUAGUUACGAGCUGUACAAAAAACGGUUUUAAUUUUGUACAAAGUACAAUUUGCCCUAGAUACAUAAGUAGUUAGGUAAACAAAAGUGUUAUUAAAUAAAAUUGCAUGUGUGAUUCGAUGCAUGAAUGGGUUAUCAAUCCUGUCGUUCGUUAGGGCUCGCCUCAGCGGGUGUUACUAUUGAGACCAAAUAAUUAUAUGUUUCAGUGGGAUGGUAUCGAUUUUAACAUUCCGUUAUAACAUGUCGACGUUAGAUGAAGGCCACUUACCUACUUCUAUAUUCCUAGUCAUUUCAAGUGCAACCAGUUGAGAUUUUUUUAAUGAAAAUAAUUAUUUAAAUGAUUAUUUUGGUCUUCGGUGGCCAUGUAUUAUAUUUUGUUGAGGAGCCGCCGAGGGUCGUACUUGUCUACUACUGCAAUAGCUUACAUUAUAGAUGGGACAGUGCCAAAUACACAUUAUAAGUUCACAUCUACUUAUUUUUUUUAUUUUUGUUUUUGUUAAGUGUGAAUGUAGCGACUGAGUGUUAAUUCCUGAUAUUUAGGAAUGAGUUGCAUUCAUAUUUAUUAUAUUUAUGUUUUAGGGUAUUACAUUUAAUGCUUUAUGAAGGCUCAGCGACUUUUUAUACAGAUUUUAAUUUUGUCGUACCAUUUCGCAAGGCAACGUUUUAGUUAUCUUUUGAAUGGUGGCCGACUUACUCGUUUUAUGAUAUAGAUAGAAACAUAAUAUAUCGGUCCUUUCACACAUACGUAACAUCGGCGUCCCUCUAGCACUCAUAACGGUAGAUGCUACACGAAUAGAAGCUAUAACAAUUAUACCUCAAUAUAUCAGAAUCAGUUUUACCAACUGGCUGUUUUUAUUUUUGUUUUUUUUUUUUUUCGUGUAAAUGUAAUUGAUUUCCGAACGAGACGAAAGACGGUUUGGGAGUGGCGUUAAUAAAGAGUUCACAGGCUUUGUUGCCCUAUCAGAUAAUUAAAAAAGUAUGUAUGUGUUGCACGACUGCUUUCGGUGUGGAGGGGAAGGCUUGUACUAUCGUCUUUAACCAGUAGAAUCAGGUGACUUGUGUCCGACUCGUGGAGAAAUUAUGGUAACAUGUACGCGGAUAAUGCAUUUUUUCGUAGAAUUAUUUUGUCUGUGACUCUUCGCGGAUUGUAUAGGGCGGAUAACAUCUGUAAAUAUAGGGUGUUCCAACUAAGUACGUACUUGCACUAAGUCUUAUAGUUUCAAGAUGAAGGUUUUUAUAGUAUGAAAAUAUCGUACGCAACUAUCGUAGUUUUGUUUGAAAACAUUUAAAUUAGCAGUGCCUUUUUAGUUGGAAUCUGAUUGAGUUGGGUUUUGUAAUAAUUUGAGCCAAGUUUCAACUUCACCAGGCAUGUCAAAAAAAAUCUCUUGUCUUUUGUGACGAUUGAAAAUUAUCAUCAUAAACUAAUCAUGUUAACUUUGAUAAGCAAUACUUUUGUAUUGCUUAUUAAAAUCUAUAAUUUCUAGAGGUCUAAAUGCCGGCUCCACGCUGUCGGCAAACAUUGGCGGUUUGGACGUACAUUGCCAGGUUGCAUUGCUGUAAAAACAGCUCAUAUACAAACUUCGCAAUGUACGUACAUCCGUAUUGGCAUUUAAGUUCGCCGACAGUAUGGAGCCGCAAUACGCAUUUUGACAUCUUCUCAGCCAAUCACAAAGAACAUAUAACAUCGGUUUCAUUGUGAUUGGCUGAAAUAUUAUAUGUCAAAUUUGACAUGUGCGUUCCUAAUUGCAACGGGGACUUGUAAUAUUUUUUAUGAUGAGUAUUUUUCACGACUUGCCUGGUUCUAUUGCACCAUGAUUUUAAUGUUAAUCGAGUCGAUAGUUAUUGUAAAAGUUAUGACGUUUCAUGUAAUUGGCAUUCUUUUGGUAAGUGACAUAGAUAAGACGAAAUUGUUUUGCUAUUUCAAUUUGUUAACAAUACGUUUUUAUGAUUAUUGAAAAAAGAAGUAAGGAAAAAAUUAUUGUUCUAUUUUUGUCUUUUCGUUUUUUUUUUUUCAUAUGAAUUUUAAAUUCAUACUUGUGAUUUCUUUUGACAUUUAAUGUUUUUUGUGAUAUGUAAAAAAAAAGAUUGUGUUAGCGCAUCACAUGUUUAAGCUUGUUUAAUUUUUGGGUUAAGUGUAUGAAGGGCUGAGCGAUUGGAGUCUACGACUCGAAUGUCGCUGAAAUCAAUGGAUUUUCUUCUUUCUAAAUUUUAAUAAGGUACAAAUUUUAGAUUACAAUAUCACUCGUCAAUUUACAUAUUUGUGUAGUUGAUUUUAUUUAUAAAUAAUUAAAUUGUAUUAUCUGGUGAUUAUUGUACAAAAAACAAUGCAGUACAGAUGUAUACUUGAUAUAACACGUCUAAAUUAAGUUGAUGCAUUGUUAAACCUAAUUUAGUGGACGUGUAAUUAGUCCCUAAAUAGUUGUAAUAUAAUAAAUGUGACAAGUGAAUCACAUUAGUCGGUGUAUUGCAAUCCCUCUAGACUUGGGCCGACCCCCUCGAUUGUGGCAGUCGAAUCUGUAUCGAAGGCGACGGCUGAAAGACGCGUUUAUGUUUUACCAAAUGUUUGGCAAUCCAAAAGUUUGGUAAAUCGGCGAUGUUUGAAGUUGGAUCCAACAUUGUUUGUUACCAAUAUACUUCCAGCUUUUUAUAUUUUCUUAUGUAAAAAACCUUUUAGCUGAGAAGAUUUUUUUUGUUGCAUCGUAAUUUAAAUUUACUUUCUGUAUUUUGGGUACCGUUUGGAUGUUAUCAUUGAUAAGGUUUUGUGUAAGUUACGUUUUUUUUCUUCUUUUAUUUGUAAAUAAAUCGCGAUGUGUCGUGAUGGUAAAGCCAAAGAUUGUUACGGGUAUGGUGACCCUCUGCCGUCACACGGGCUCUGUUAUGAUUCCACAUUCAACUGCUUUUUGGCUUCAAAAUUAUUAUUGAUAAAAUACAUUCGCUGGUCGAUCUUUUGGUUUUUCAAAAUUUAAAAGAUUUGAAUGUCGACUCAUGCAGGGCCCUUUAGUAUAUUAAGUUUAUCUACCUCGAGGAAUAUAACUUAGUAAUAAGUAAGCUUAUAGAUUUUUUAUAUGAAGAAACAAUAUAAAAUUUAGCACGUAAGCGAAAUGCGAAAAAUAAAAAAUAAAAAAUUUAAAGUACAAAUAUGCUACCUCAGGAUUCAAUUUAGUCACUGCGACUCCUAUAUUUUAUAUUUCAGAUUUUGAUGCUGUUUAUUCUAUUUUAUAGAUUAUUUUUAAUGCCGGUGGAAAAUAUUUUUAAUGUAAAUAAUUCUGAGUUUAAAAUCUAUGAAGCACAUUCAUUGAAUCUCUGGAUGGUAGUAGGGGCUUCAGACGAGGCCUUUCCCAGGCCUGGUUUGGGGUUCUAUUAAAUUUAGUGUAAGUGUUAAUUAGGGUAGUUAUAACAAUCUCACCGACGUCCGCGAGGCUCGGCCCAAGUCUCCACGUAAUCUAAUUGUACCUCGGUUCACUCUUCGGAGUAUAAAAAAAUAUUCAUAAUUUUAUUAUUACUUUUUCCCAGUUACUUUUUGUGUUGCAUAGAUGUUACUAUGUUUUAAGGAGAAAAAUGAAAAUUAUUGUUUGUUAGGUUUCUGCGAAUUAAAAAAAAUGUAACAAAAUUACCUUUAUUUUUUUUUGUUUGUUUUUUCCUUCCUCCCCCUUUUUAUUACUAUGCUUUUGUUUUUUCUUUGACAAGUUAUACCCGUCCAUCGUGAUUAAUGUUUAUUAUUAAAUAUUUAAGUACAUUAUUUAAGGAAUUGACAUUUAAGUACCUAAUAUUCAUAAAAUAGUUGCACUUUACUGAACAGGAAAUAUUUAAGUAUAAUAAUUUGAUGUUUUUAUAUUUUAAGGACGCACUUGUGAGUCGAGGAAGCUCGUCGAUUCGUGUACGAAUUUUAUAAUUAAAAAAAAAAUGUUCUCUUGCAUUUAAUGUUAUGUAAGUAUAAAUUAAAGUUGUAACUUAAUUAUGCUCACUUCCUGAUCACUAGAUUAAUUCACAUACACCCGGAAUGAGAAUAUUGAUAUAGCGUUUGGAUGAAGAGUAGCCAACGAAUGGAAGUAUGGCUUUUAUAUUGAAGACUUAGUUCUGCGGUUUUAAUAUUGCAUGUGAAGACGGAGGCGUGUGGUUGUCUCUUUCGUGCAUACGAGUAGAGUACUGUCUGUACUGCACAACGUGCCGUGGUCAAGGUCAAUCAAGUCAAAUCAAUGAAGAUUUUGACUAGACUUGACUAUAUUAAAACGUUGGGGCUGUCUAAAAAAUUGAUCGCAAAAUUAGAUCUUGUUACGAGGAGAACGAUGGGGCGCGAUUAACCUAAUAUGGUCAUUUCAUGACUGUAAAUAAAUACAUGAAUAAUGUUUAAUCUUAUGUCUUAUUAAGUUCAAGUGGGAUAAGUCUCGGUGUCACUUAAACUAUGUUCUUGGUGUCAUCUUUGUGUAAAUGUUACACGAAAUUAAGAAAAAAAUUAUUCAAAAAAAAAAUUAAAAAUAAAGAACGAGCACUCUCAACAAGAACUAAAGUACAAAUUUCUGAAGUCUUAACUGCCAG
Plodia interpunctella (Indianmeal moth) is the source of this 7558-nucleotide messenger RNA. RefSeq names its product Chronologically inappropriate morphogenesis (gene chinmo). Gene Ontology annotation, biological process: regulation of transcription by RNA polymerase II. Bases 164 to 1441 code for a protein of 425 amino acids. The transcript has 8 exons. Gene Ontology annotation, molecular function: protein binding. The record is from RefSeq and is a predicted model, not a curated record. Gene Ontology annotation, cellular component: nucleus. Lineage: Eukaryota; Metazoa; Arthropoda; Insecta; Lepidoptera; Pyralidae.